AUGGCCUGCCGGCACAUCUUCGCAGCUCUACGCGACCGUGGCCUACAGACCCAAGCUCUUGGUGCCUUUCAUGCUGCUUACUUGGUUAGCACCUACUGCGCAACUUUCCAAGAUAAGAGCAUUGCAUUACCUGUACGUGACGCCCCUCUCGGGGUUGAAGCAAUGAAGCCUUCUCCGUACUAUAAGCAAGCAGGGCGUCGAGUUACUCGACGAAUUGCAAGUGCUGGCGAGACAGGAAACAAGUCGACUUACGUAUGUAAAACGUGUCGUCAAGGUGGGCAUAACCGUAGAACUUGUCGCCGACACGCAAACGAAUCUGACGAUGUGAACGCUAACCUCAAGUCGUUCGAGUACAAGCUGCCGCACUUCGAUGAAAAUAGUGUGGAUGCAGCGGAUAUGGAGUGUGAUGCGCCGAUAGAUUCUGCCAGCGCGGAGAUGAACCACGACACUCAUGUCGUGUCAACCCAAGCUACCCCCAUGUCAGUACAAUUCUUGCUGGGUGGCGACAAGUAA
Molecule: messenger RNA, 513 nt
Organism: Phytophthora nicotianae INRA-310
Lineage: Eukaryota; Oomycota; Peronosporomycetes; Peronosporales; Peronosporaceae
Exons: 1
Coding region: 1-513 (170 amino acids)
Source: RefSeq, a predicted model, not a curated record